Molecule: messenger RNA, 660 nt
Organism: Cordyceps fumosorosea ARSEF 2679
Lineage: Eukaryota; Fungi; Ascomycota; Sordariomycetes; Hypocreales; Cordycipitaceae
Exons: 3
Coding region: 1-660 (219 amino acids)
Source: RefSeq, a predicted model, not a curated record
AUGAAGUUUACCGCCACUACCGUCGCCGCCAUCCUGGCUACUGGUGCUCUUGCCCAGCCUGCGUUUACCAACAGUGUGGUCAACCCCGAGGAGGGCAAGCCGUUCACCCUCACAUUUGAAGGCUGCACGAGCGGCUGCACCAUUACUCUUCAGACCGGCCCCAACUCUCAGGCGCUCUCGGAUAUCCGCACCCUGACCACUGAUGCCACCGGCGGUUCCUUCGAUGUCACUCUCAGCAAUCUUGGCUCGGGCUCCUACAACUUCAAAAUCACCAGCAACAGUGACGGCUCGGAAAACUACAGCACCACGUUCUCCUACCAAGGCUCUGGAACUACCUCUUCCGGCCUCUCUAGCAGCACGUCGCCGACUUCUAGUGGCUCCAGCGGCUCUACUACGGGCUCAACUUCGACCGACUCGUCUAGUGAAUCGUCUAACACCUCGUCCGCUACGAGCUCGAGCGACUCUUCCGCUAGCACCGGCUCGACCACCUCGACAGGCUCUUCCUCGACUAGCUCUGCCAGCUCCACCAACUCAUCUCGGUCCAGCGGCACCACCACUGCUCAGCCCACCAGCACAUCACCGCCUAACAAUGCUGGUUCUGUUGCGGGUGUCUCUCCCCUCGGCCUUGUCGCUGCUGCUGCCGCCGCUCUCUUCUUGUAA